Molecule: messenger RNA, 768 nt
Organism: Pieris macdunnoughi
Lineage: Eukaryota; Metazoa; Arthropoda; Insecta; Lepidoptera; Pieridae
Source: the annotation of a GenBank genome assembly
AUGCAGCCAAUACAAAUUUUAGUUCUUUGUCUUACUAUUGCAUCGGCGGCUUCUGCGCCACAACAAAGGAUUGCCGGAGGAUCAGUGGCAGUUAUAACUUCAUAUCCGUUCGCUACCGCAUUAUUGAGGUCCAAGGACUAUGUAACUUAUUCCCAACUUUGCGCUGGCUCUAUUCUCAACACAAAAUCAGUUCUAACUGCGGCAAGCUGCUUCUAUGGUGAUAGUACAAGUUUAUGGCGCAUGAGAGUUGGGUCAAGCUGGGCGAAUAGCGGUGGUUCUGUCCAUGUUAUAAAUCGAGUAAUCCUUAAUCCGUACUACAAUCCACGGAUUCAAGACGGCGACAUUGCUAUCAUACAGAGCUCAUCCAAUUUCAUUUAUAGUAAUUCUGUCAGGCCUGCCUCUAUAGCGGGUGUUAAUUAUGUGCUCACCGACAAUCAAGCAGUUUGGGCUAUUGGAUGGGGUUCUACUUACAAUGGCGGUCCUCCUUCGGAACAAUUACGGCACGUACAAAUUUGGACAGUCAAUCAGGCAGUGUGUAAGAAUAGAUACAGAUCUUUGAGUCGCACUGUGACGGACAACAUGCUUUGUUCCGGCUGGCUGGAUGUGGGAAGUCGAGAUCAGUGUCAGUAUGAUGCUGGUGGUCCCCUAAUUCACAACAAUGCUGUAGUGGGCAUCUGUUCUUGGGGUUACCAGUGUGGUACCCCAACAUACCCCGGUGUCAAUACUCGUGUCUCCCGUUACACCCCUUGGAUACAAGCCAAUGCCUAA